AUGUCAGAAGCAGAAGAAGAAAUAAUUGAUGUUAUUGUAGUAGGAGCUGGUAUAUCAGGUCUUUAUGCAGCUUAUCGACUUCAGCAAAAAUCACCCGAACUUAAAAUACUUGUACUUGAAGCUAAAGAUCGAGUUGGUGGUCGAACAUUAACAGUUGAUUUACAAACAUCUCUUAAUGAAAAUGAAAGUGAAACUGAUCGAUUUGAUCUUGGUGGUCAAUGGGUUACUGAUACACAAGUAAAUAUUACAGCAUUACUACAAGAAUUACAAUUACAUACUUAUGAUCAAUAUCAUACAGGCAAGAGUAUAGCAGAAUUACAUCGUCGUGUACGGCAAUAUUCUUUAUCAUUACCAUAUAUUUCAUUACUUUCCUUUCUUGAAAGUAUUUAUAAUAUUCUUCAACUUGAAAGUUUAGCAGCAAAUGUUCCAACAUGGAAUCCAAUGAUGGCAAGAAAUGCUGAUUAUCUCGAUCGACAUACAUUAGCACAUCUAAUGAAACCAUGGAUAUGUAAUAGUGCAAAUCCAUUGAUGACUGCAGCUGUACGAACUGUUUUCGGCUGUGAACCUGAACAAGUAAAUGCUUUAUUUGCAUUGACAUAUGCACAAGCAGGUGGUGGAUUUAUGAGAUUAACAUUAACAGAUCCUGGUUGUGCACAAGAAAAGAAAAUUAAAGGCGGGUCACAACAAGUAUCACAAUUACUUGUUGAAAAAAUUGGUAAAGAUAAAGUUCUUCUUGAAACACCAGUACAAAAGAUUGUGCAAAAUGAUGAUGGAAUUGUUAUUAUAACAACAACUCAAAAUCAAACAUUUCAAUGUCGUAAACUUAUUUUAGCUAUUCCACCUUCACAAAUAAUUCCAAUACAAUUUGAACCAAUGUUACCUGGAUAUAAGCGUGAAAUGUUAAAACAUAUGCCAAUUGGUAGUUAUCUUAAAUUUAUUUUUACAUUUGAUAAAGCUUUUUGGCGAGAAGAUGGUCUUAGUGGUGAAGUAAUUAGUGAUGGAAGUUUUUCUCCACUUGGACAAUCAAUUGGUCCUAUGACCUAUUUAAUUGAUGGUACAACAUCAAAUGGUACACCAGCUUUACUAGGUUUUAUUGGUGGUCGAUGUGCAUCUGUAUGGACAAGUGUAACACGUGAAGAACGACGUAAAGGUUUACUUGAAUGUCUUUCACGUUAUUUUGGUGGUCAUAAAAUUUCUACACAUUUAAUUGACUAUGCUGAAAAAGAUUGGAAUUUAGAACCUUAUUCAGGUGGAUGUCCAUGUCAUAAUGCUACAACAGGAACAAUGAAAGAUUUUGUUGAUGGUUUACGAAAACCAUAUAAAAAUAUUCAUUUUGCUGGUACAGAAACAGCGAGUCAAUGGAUGGGAUAUAUGGAUGGUGCUGUUGAUGCUGGACGACGUGCAGCAUCAGAAAUUCUAGUCUCAUUUCGUCAAGAUGAACAGUUGAAAGAUGAUGACAUUGAUCAAUAUACAUUCGAAAAUCAAAAUCGUAAAUACCAAAAUUGUCGAGUACCACGAUCAAAUUUUUACUAUGCAAUUCCAAUAAUAAUCGUUACAAUAGCUGCUUUAACUAAAGUUUUCUAUCCUAAUAUUUUUCAAUUAAAUAAGAAAAUGACGAGUAUAUUUGCUAGACAAUUAUGGACAAAUUUCGGAUCAACAUCUUUUCUUCGUCCUACAAUACAAUUUCAACCAUCAGUACGUACAAAAAUGGCUCGACGUCUUAAUCGACAUCGAGUACCAACACAUGCUAAACCAACUGAUUCAUGGGCACAGAAAAAAGCAGUUGCUCGAAUUGUAGAACCUGAGCUUGCUUAUGAUGAUGAAUUUGCUAAAAGAAAACCAAUUGAUAAAGUAUGGUUAACUAAAGAAUAUCCAAUUCGAUCAUGGCCACUUGAAACAGUUUUACAAUGGCAUCGAGAAAUGAUGCAACCAAAAAUGCUUAAUUCAUUAGAUUCAUUUGUUUGGGCACGACUUAAACUAGAUAUGACUACAGCUAAAAAGACAAAAUUUAUUGAAACUAUCAAAGGUUUAGUAACAUUUCCUCAUUAUUUCGAAGAUCGACCACGUAAAAAUGUUGUUCUCUUUUGUCGACUUCCUGAACAUAUGAAAGCAGCUGAAAAACAUGGUGCUUAUAUGUUUGGCUAUACUGAAGUAAUCAAACAAUUUGAACGUGGUGAUAUGACUGAUACUAAUUAUGAAUAUGUAUUAUGUGCUCCUGAUGUUUAUGCUGAUAUUUUACAUUUAAGAAAAAAAAUUUCAAAAGAUAAAUUUCCUAAUCCACAAUAUGGUAGUCUUCAUCCGAAUGUUGAUCAAAUGUUAGAAAAAUUUAUUCGUGGUAAAGAAUAUCAAUCAGCUAAAUAUGAAGAAGCUCGUGGAAUUGUUGAUCUUCGAUUUGGCAUUAUAAAUAUGUCAGAUGAACAAUUAGCAGAAAAUUUUCAAGCACUUGUGGAGCAAUUAAGUACACAUUCACAAACAAAAGUUGGUCCAUUUGUAACUGGAUGUUCAGUUUAUUGUCCACCAUCAACAGAAGAAUUUCGAGUUGAUGUUACACCAUUUCUUCCUAGUGAAGAAGAUGUACUUGAAAAGAAAGAAUUAGAUAAACAAGUUAUGGAUGAUUUAAUUAAGAAAUCAGCACCGGAAAUCGGAGAUGAUUUACUUAAAACAUUACCAUCAAUUAAAUAA
Adineta steineri is the source of this 2682-nucleotide messenger RNA. The record is from the annotation of a GenBank genome assembly. NCBI's taxonomy places the organism in Eukaryota, Metazoa, Rotifera, Eurotatoria, Adinetida, Adinetidae.